Pisolithus orientalis is the source of this 1287-nucleotide messenger RNA. RefSeq lists its product as uncharacterized. The transcript has 9 exons. NCBI's taxonomy places the organism in Eukaryota, Fungi, Basidiomycota, Agaricomycetes, Boletales, Pisolithaceae. Bases 23 to 1126 code for a protein of 367 amino acids. Gene Ontology annotation, molecular function: dioxygenase activity. The record is from RefSeq and is a predicted model, not a curated record.
GUUGAAAGCAAGUCGUUUUAACAUGUUCAGAACAAAAGUUUUAACCCCCUGCUGUCUUCCAUCUGUAUUCCUCAGAGGAUUGCGAUUGCGAGGGUCUAUGAGAUGGAAGCACAGUGCACUUGUCGAGGAUGUGCAUGCAGACGCGCCUUUCCGUAUACCACUCAUAGAUUUCUCUUGCAUUCCGAACUGUCGUCAAGUCGCGGAUGAUAUAGUCGACGGUUUCAAGGAAGUCGGAUUCAUCUACCUGACAGGCCAUGGCAUACAACCGGAUGUGAUUGAGAACGUAUACAAGAAGAGUGCAGAGUUUUUCAAGCUUCCACAGCAUAUCAAGGACCAAGUAGCCUGGGACGAUCCCCGAGCAAAUCGUGGUUAUGUCAAGGUUGGUAGGGAGCGCGUCACGCAGUCUUCUGAUGCGGAAGAGAUAGCAGCUCUGCGCAAGAAAUCACCGGACAUGAAAGAGACCAUGGAAAUUGGUCGCGACUGGGAUCCUGUCUGGAAGAACAAGUGGCCUAAAGAGAUUGAUGUACCUGGCUUCAAGGACACCAUGCUUCAGUUCUUCCGGACAUGUCAUGAGCUACAUACAGUUGUCAUGAGAUCCGUUGCACUAGGAUUGGAUCUUCCGGAAGAUUUCUUUGAGGAUAAGAUCAACCAACAAUCCCAUAAUUUGAGACUGCUGUCAUAUCCCCCUAUGCCCGCCAGGCUUCUCACUCGAGAAGGACAGGCAAGAGCUGGCGCACACUCUGACUACGGGACAUUGACACUGCUUUUCCAAGAUUCUGUCGGAGGCUUAGAAGUCCAGAAUCCCCGCACGCAAGAUUUCCAGCCGGCGCCACCUAUUCCAGGUACAGUGGUCGUUAAUGCAGGGGAUUUGCUUGCUCGCUGGAGUAAUAAUACCCUCCGGUCCACUUUACAUCGGGUAGUGGCUCCCUUUACUUCGAUGAGCAACACAGGUGCCGCGGGAGGAAUGACGCCAGCCAGGCAGUCGAUUGCUUUCUUUUGCAAUCCAAAUUUCGAUGCUAUCAUAGAAUCCCUGCCAGCUUGUGUCAGCACCAGCAACCCAAGCAAGUAUCCUCCGGUCACCACCGAGCAGUAUAUUGUGAGGCGCCUGGCCGAGACCUACGACUAAUGACACUCCCUGAUAGCCUACCGUCGUUCCAUGAUCCAUCUAAAUAUUGGUAUUUUUGUUCUACAAUACUUGCGUAAAGCCUUUCAUGCUUAGCAUACUUCUCUUCAUAUGCAAGUCCUACCUGUCCCAACUUGAACGCACACAAUUGAUAGAGUUUGUGG